GGUAUUCAAGAAGUCCAGUCCAAAUUGCAAGCUUACAGUAUAUUUGGGGAAAAGAGAUUUUGUGGACCAUCUAGAUCAUGUGGACCCUGUUGAUGGCGUGAUUCUGGUCGAACCUGAAUAUCUCAAAGAUAGAAAAGUAUUUGUGACCUUAACCUGUGCUUUCCGGUAUGGCCGUGAGGACCUUGACGUUCUAGGGCUCUCCUUCCGAAAAGAUCUUUACAUCUACACUUUUCAGGCCUAUCCUCUCAUUCCAGGGGAAUCCAAACCCAACAGUCGUCUGCAGGAGAGGCUUUUGAAGAAACUAGGACAGAAUGCCUAUCCUUUCCAUUUCAGUAUACCGCAAAACUUGCCAUGCUCUGUUACUCUGCAGCCUGGGCCUGAGGACACAGGAAAGGCCUGUGGUGUGGAUUUUGAG
Sinocyclocheilus anshuiensis is the source of this 415-nucleotide messenger RNA. Its product is annotated as arrestin red cell-like. Gene Ontology annotation, biological process: positive regulation of ERK1 and ERK2 cascade; G protein-coupled receptor internalization; signal transduction. The transcript is spliced from 6 exons. Gene Ontology annotation, cellular component: cytoplasm. Lineage: Eukaryota; Metazoa; Chordata; Actinopteri; Cypriniformes; Cyprinidae. The annotation marks the transcript as partial. The record is from RefSeq and is a predicted model, not a curated record. Gene Ontology annotation, molecular function: angiotensin receptor binding.